Messenger RNA from Gasterosteus aculeatus aculeatus (three-spined stickleback), 7819 nucleotides. RefSeq names its product zinc finger protein 536 (gene znf536). The record is from RefSeq and is a predicted model, not a curated record. Gene Ontology annotation, cellular component: nucleus. Gene Ontology annotation, molecular function: RNA polymerase II cis-regulatory region sequence-specific DNA binding; DNA-binding transcription factor activity, RNA polymerase II-specific. Lineage: Eukaryota; Metazoa; Chordata; Actinopteri; Perciformes; Gasterosteidae. Gene Ontology annotation, biological process: regulation of DNA-templated transcription.
GCGGAAAAGUUUUGCCAACUUUGUUGAGGGGUUCUAUUUGCAAAUACCUCCCUCUUCCCCCCCACAAAAAUCCAAAAACAUAACAAGUAUUUGGUUCUUUUACAGACAAAGUGUAGGCGCCGGAGAGGUGUGUGUCAGAUAUGCACUCAUUCACCAAUUGGACCAGUCGCCUUAUUGAUGUAUCAUAUUUUCAAAUAAUUACGCUCAUUCCCUAUUGCGCUCCCCGACAGUAAAAAUAAAACGUCAAUACAUUGAGAGAGGGUGAGGGGGGUGUCCCUUUUUGUAUGCAUGGGGAUUGGCAACACAACGGGCUUAUUUACAUUAAAUGCGCCACAAGGUUACAGUGCAGAUAGAUGAGCGUCAUUUUUAUCACUCAUUACUUCUCUUAAGCGGUGACUGGCGCUCAGGACGCGCAAGGGAGGCAACACUCAUUUAUCCUGGAGUUCUUUUAAGGCGAGGAGAGAAGAGGGGGAAACACUCGAAACAGUCCACUUGGAAAAAAAGGCUCUUGUCGGCCCACCUUCCGGCGCGCUGUCAACGCUCUUCCCAACAUCCGGCAUCCAUUGGAGCGGCGGCAGUCACACAGGACUGAUCUGUGCCGACCAGGAGUGGAGCUGAAGCUAAGGGCUAGCUUAACGAGGCGAAGCACACCGCCACGCUGUCCAAGAACUCCCCCCACCCACCAACUGAGAGGAGGAGUGCAAAGAGGCCUAGGGAGGUGUGAGGAGGACGUUGGAGUCUGUCUGACUGAGCUGAGCGGAAACCCUACAGGCCUUGGAGACCCGGUCCUGACACUCUGGCAUGCUCCUUAGGCCCCGAGGUGGCCAUUCCAGUAAGUAAGCAGUAGUCAGUCAGGAGUGACAGCGAGGGGCCUCUUGAUCCUAACAGACGGGUUGCACUCCAGUAUGCAGUUGGUGUGUUAAGGAUGGACGACUCUAGUUUGUGUCUUGGUGUAUCGUCGUCAGUGCCUGACGCUGAUGCCCAUCUGAGCAGUGCAGUAUUAAAUGGCCGCUACCCCAUCAGUCAAAAGCUUCACCAGCUUACUGCCCAGCUAGGACACGCCUUUCCUGACCUCCACCGCCCACAGCAGAUCCCUGAAGAGAAAGCAGCCACACCUUUGGACGAAAAAACCCACCACACAGCGCUGGCUAGUCAACCUAUCAGCAGUCAGAUGGCCCUGCUCGCCAAUCAGCUCAACCGGGACAUUGACGCUGGGGCACUAAGUGGCUUGAAUGGGCGUGUUGACCUGCAGCAGUUUCUCAACGGCCAGAAUCUCGGCAUUAUGUCACAGAUGAAUGAUAUAGAAGAUGACGCCCGCAAGAAUAGAAAGUAUCCUUGUCCACUGUGUGGCAAGCGCUUCCGUUUCAACAGCAUCCUGUCACUGCAUAUGCGCACGCACACAGGAGAGAAACCCUUCAAGUGCCCCUACUGUGACCACCGAGCGGCUCAAAAGGGCAACUUGAAGAUCCACCUCCGCACUCACAAGCUGGGGAAUCUCGGUAAAGGCCGUGGCCGCGUCAGAGAGGAGAACAGGCUGCUGCAUGAGCUGGAGGAGAGAGCCAUCCUUAGGGACAAGCAGAUGAGAGGGAGUGGCAGUCUCCUACAGACACCUCCAACACCCCAUUUGGGCCUCAAUAGCAGCCUGAACACCCAUCAGCAGCAACUAGGCUCAGCCUGUGGCCUCCUACUCCCCCCGUCUGGCCUCGCCACUCCAGACCCAAUUCCUCAAACCUCUUCUUCACCUAAGCCGGCUGGCACCCAGGAUGAACAGUCCUUGAACCCGACUACAGGCUUCCGCUGUACCUUCUGUAAAGGGAAGUUCAAGAAGCGCGAAGAGCUGGACCGUCACAUCCGCAUACUUCACAAACCCUACAAAUGUACACUUUGUGAGUUUGCUGCCUCCCAUGAAGAGGAUCUGAUAAGUCAUGUGGAGAAGGCCCACAUCACAGCCGAGAACACACAAGGCCAGGGUGCUGGUGGCGCUGGUGGGACACAGGUGGCCACUGAAUUCCGCUGUGAAGUGUGUGGCCAGGUGUUCAGCCAAGCUUGGUUCCUUAAGGGCCACAUGCGCAAGCACAAGGACUCUUUUGAACACUGCUGCCAAAUUUGUGGCCGACGCUUCAAGGAGCCAUGGUUCCUCAAGAACCAUAUGAAGGUGCAUCUCAACAAGUUGGCCAUCAAGAACAAGCCACAUCAGCCAAGUGAGCAGGACAUGGCUGCUGUGAAUAGCAUGAGCAAUCUAGCUCAGGAAGCCCAUGCCAACCUUUACUCACGCUACAUCUCCUGUCUUCAGGGAGGAUUCCUCUCACCAGACAAACAGGGCCUGAGUGAGCAGCAUCAAAUGUUGGCGAAAGCAGGGGUAGCCAUGAAGGAAAAGGAAAUGCUAGGGAAGCUGCUUGGGCCAAUGGCAGGAGGUAUGGGCCAUGGGCUAGCAGAAAAUGAGAAGCGCUCACUCCUGGGUUGUCUCAACCUUGUGCCCCCACUGAAGUCAAGCUGCAUGGAGCGCCUCCAAGCAGCUGCAAAAGUGGCAGAGAUGGACUCCCUCAAUAGCUAUCAAGCCUGGCAGAUAAUGGCCCGUGGUAUGGCUAUGGACAGGGCUUUCAUGCCUAAGGAACAGCACCAGCACAAUUUGCCCCCAGGGCAGGAAGAUGAGAUGGGUGGUGCUGGACCCUUGGCUUCCUUCACAAAGGAUAAACAAGACUACUUGGUUGCUUCCAUUGAUAGUUCCAAGCAGAAGCAGCUCUCGGAGGCCUUGCAAGGAUCCAAGGCCGCUGGCGGAGCCAUGAUGUCCAUGAAGGAGGAUGGAAGAGGCUUUGACAGUCACCGUGAUUUAAUGUCUGUCCACGGUAGUUCCGAGGCUCCUGGAGCCCUGGCUGGCUUGGGAAGCCCAAACAUCGACUACAACCUCUCUGUCCUGAAGGAAAAGCCUUCAGAAUGCCCAGACUGUGGCCGGGUUUUCAGGACCUACCAUCAAAUGGUCGUCCACUCCCGCAUUCAUGGCAAAGACAGGCGAGGCAUUGAAGAAGCCCUCCAGCAACAAGGUCUGGAUGAACGACGUGGAUCAGCCAGUGACCCUGAGUCCCAGUCCAUCAGCCGCUCCACCACACCUGGUUCAUCCAAUGUGACAGAAGAAAGUGGAGCCGGAGGAGGACACUCCCAGACCGGAAGCGUCCAGGAUGACAGCCCACAUCCCUCCUCACCAUCUUCAGAUGUCGGGGAGGACUCAGGGAAGGCUGCGGGGAGCGUUCAGCCGUCGCUGUCCCAGCAUCGUGAACGGAGCCUGGGCUCGUCCUCCAAAGACUGCCCUUACUGCGGCAAGUCCUUCCGCACCUCCCACCACCUGAAAGUACACCUACGGAUACACACAGGAGAGAAACCCUACCGUUGUCCUCAUUGUGACUAUGCUGGAACCCAGUCCGCCAGUCUGAAGUACCACCUGGAGCGCCACCACCGCGAGCGUCAAAAUGGCUCAACUGCCUCAGGCCCAUCUUCUUGCCACAUCACUUCUUCUGACCACAAAGAGGAUCAUGGGAAGACAACCAGCGGUGGCAUCUUUGCCCGACCAGAUGUCCUCCGUAAUGUCUUCAAGAGCAUGCCUUCAAACUUAGACUUCAGGGCAGGUCCAAUGCUGCCACAUCAGUGGGCAUCGUCUGGCAUGAUGUCUCCGCAUGACCGGGAUCGUGAGCGUGGAGACCGUCGCUUUGACUCUAACUCUUCAGCUGAGAACAUGAAGACUGCUGAUGGCCAAUCCGGACUUGUCUCAACGGGGCCAGAUAGCUUCUCCGACCUAAGCAGGGCUUACCAAAGCAUGAUGGGAAACGGGGUCCACUUCCAAGGUUCUCUCCAAGCCUUCAUGGACAGCUUUGUCCUCAGAUCCAUGAAGAAAGAUAUGAAGGACAACCAGAGUUCAGUCCAGCUCCAGGCCCAGGGCUACCAUGACAAUGGCGAGCCUAAAGCAAAGCGGGUUGUUUCCGCUGAUGAGGAAAGAGAAGACAAGGCUGAAGCCAAACAGAACUCACAGCCUGGUAAACCUGGAUCACAGUAUGAACCCCUUGAUCUGUCUGUGUCAGUCCGGCCCGAGUCUGCAUCUGGGUCCCUCCCUGGCUCUUCAGUUACCAUCCAUGAUAAUGUGGCGUGGCAUGGCUGCCUCUUCUGCUCCUUCUCCACCUCCUCAUUCGAGCUCAUGGCUCUGCACCUCCAGGCCAACCACCUGGGAAAGGCCCAACAGCAACGGUCCGAUGCAGGCAAGGAGCUUCAUGGAGAGAGCUCUCCAACCACCUCCACCAUUCACCCGUCUAACAACAAGACCUCUAGUGUGGCCCUUGACAAAGACGGAGAAAGAAAUGGAGACAAAAAUCAGGGAGGCUGGAACGACCACAUUGAUCAGCCCUACAAUCCCUUUCAGAGUGACUUUUACAGGCGGUUUGGUGGCUUGUAUGAUGGAUCCCAGAGGGUCAACCAGAGCCUGCAAGCAUAUUUAGGCCCUGCUGAUCAAAGUAUGGACCUACCCACACAGGCCUUUGGUGGAAUACCUUCAGCUGGUGGUGACCAGAUCGGUGAUAGGGGCUCCCGUGGAGAUACCGAAGAGGACCAGGUUGGAUCAGAUGAUGAGGUUGCAAAGGCUGGGGGGUGCAGUACCAGUGACACCCCCUCAACUACUCCCAAGAGAAAGCAGCAACAGACUCACUCCGAUGAAGAGGAUGAAGAGGGAGGAGUGGCUGAAGACGAGGAGGAACAAGAUGAGGAUGGCCAAAUGGACAUGGAGAGAGAGGGAGACGGAAGUCCGACUUUACAGCUCUUCCAGAACCACUCCUCUUUGCCCCCAAGUGGUGGAGGUGGUUUGGCCGCAUCUUCUUCUGCCAUGACACCACAUUCUCUGGUUUCCAAAGCAAAGAACCAAGGUUUGCCACUGGAGAAGCAGUGGCAGCAAGGCCUGGCCCUCCUGUCUCCUGGAGGCCCCCCAGGAAUGUUGAAGACUGAGCAUCACACCCACCUUGAGCAGCAAAUGAACAUGCUCUCUGUCCUCAGAGCCUACAGCAAUGACAACCUCCCUGCAUUCAACGGUCUGGGAGGGGGAGCACCCACAGGGGGCAUGAAGAGGCCAGAUGCACCUGGCCAGAGACCAUUCAGGUGCAGUUACUGCCCCUACAGCGCCUCCCAAAAGGGCAACCUGAAGACGCACGUGCUGUGCGUGCACCGUAUGCCCUUCGACAACACUCAGUACCCGGACCGGCGCUUCAAGCGCUCCCGUCUAGAGUCCGACAUCCCGGAGAAGAGCUCCGGCGAAACCAUUGGCUGCGAAUUAACCGAUGAUGCACGGGAGCUGUGGAAGUGACGUGAUGUGGUUUUCAGGGAAGGCCGAGUCCCACCAUGAGUAAAACCACCAGGAUGCACGUUGUAGUUCCACAAACCUUGACUGAUCAACAGCAAGACAAUGAGCUCCACAAACGUGAAGUAAACAUACACAUAUUGUAAGUCUGUGAACAUUAACUAAGCACAUAUAAUACCGUAUUUGUGGUGAGGUAAUUCAGCGUUUUUAUUUAAUUUAACAAAGUACAGGGGAUUAUGCGUAAAAAAACGUCAAAGGAGGAAGAGUUACAAAACGUGAAUGAAAUUGUGGAUUCAGGCAAAUCCCGAAGGAAGCCGCUGUAAAGCAGGAGAGAAGAUGAUGAAAAUCAUCAGAGCUUUUCUCCAUAAAUAAUGCUUUUAUCAGGAAAAUUAUCCAUGAAAACGAUUGAGCAAAACAGUUACUUGUGGGAGGAUGGACGGGGUGGUGAAGGAAGGGAGGGAUUUUGAAUGCAAAACACCACCUCAGCGUCCCAAGAAAAUAACACCAGUGGCUGCCAUUUUCCCAGUGUGAGUGAUGGGCCCCGAAUGUGUGUCUGUGUGUUGUAAGGUCCGUGGUAGCCAUGAUGGCGUGUGUGUGAGGGAUAGAGGGUAAAGGAAGGAGGGGGGGGGGUGCAUUGGUGCCAGUCUGACUGGAGCUGUCAUCACAGAGGAAAUCAAUUCAACGCGCACACACUUAGAGUCCUACAGUGGUAACCCAACUCCGGAUGGCAUCCAGGGGGUUCAGGUUGAGUCCCAUCAGCUGACCAGAGUCACCUCCUCACCUCCUCCAUCCUCCCCUUUGCUCUCACUCUCUCUAUUAUGAGCCCAGUCCGUUAGAAUGACCCGGGAAGUUCAAGGCAGAUCAAUCAGUAGCGCAUUUAAAGCAUCCAUUAGCCUACGCUAUGGCUUGCUCUGCUCUGGUUUUUGCAUUUCAAUGUCCAGAAGUUUCCUUACUGGCUCCACAUCAAGGAUGACGGAGAGUUUCAGCCAAUUGUGUUAUAGCUUGGGCCGAUUGUUUUAGAUAAAUGACGAGAACUUUGGCAGGUACCUAAGCAAUGUAGAGCAUGAGUAGUGUUUUAUGCUGAUAUGCGAAUUAAUCCUGGGUGAGGGGGUCAACAAAAAACGUGCCUUGAACUCAUAAAAUCAAGCUAGCUUUAAGGGCAAAAGACAAAAUAUCAGCGUUGAUUGUACUUAGUUGUGCCGCGAGCUCAUGGUGUAAUAGCGGACGAGGGGAAAUGUACUUAAAUUGUGCGGUGUCACUAUUGGUGGUAGCGGGUUUGGUGCUGGGAGGCGUGUGUGUUAAUGUUUCUUCUGAUAAAGAGAAAUGAUCCGGACUUUAAGAAAGUCAAUUACUUACCACACUCACACAGGCAGGAGGGAGGGCUAAAAACCUGGGGCCUGAGCUCUUCCUAAAGCAGUUUACAGUAAAACACAAUGCACAAUGCACACAAGAUCAAUGACAGGGUGAGAAAUACAAUCCUCCUGCACACAUGCAGAGAUUGACGGGUAAGCUGAGAGAUACAGAAGAGGGGAAGUGUAGAAGGGAAAAGGAAAGAAAGAGAAAGAAAAGGGAGAAAUGCAAUUCUGGUUCUGAUAGGGUCGCUACAAUUUGAAAAGAUUUUUGCCAUACGGAAAAACACUGUAUUUGCCGUACAUUAAAUACCAAAUUUGACUUGCUACACUUUUCUUUUUUUGUAGUCAACGAGACAGUGAAGUGGUAUAGGGUCUGUAGAUUGUGACUUUUGUGACUGUAUAGCUUGCUUUUCUGGAUGUGUGCAAUGCACGAACUAAACAUUUACGUAUAUCAGAAUUCUUUUUUUUUUCCAAGAAAGUCCACAUUCCAUUUUUUUUCGGGCAACCUGGCUUUUGCACCUAACAAAAUAAACCAUGUGGAUCGGCACUGUUUCACCAUCUUGCUCAGAUGAGUCAACUACUUUUUGUUUCGACACUGGAAAGCGCCAUUUGUUGUGAUUCCUCCCAGACUUGUAUUCUGUGUCCAUCCUUGAGUGUGAUGCGCUCCCCCUUUCCUGCCGCUGUAAUCCCCAAAUAAUCCAUUCCAUUGUCCCCAUGCUGUUUGAUCUCAGUCAAGCUUCCCACUGGAGUAGCACAUGCAGUUUGCUCAAUUAUAAUCACUGGUGCAAAGGGAAGAGGAAAAAGAAAGAAAGAACCAUGGUCAUUAAUUUCAGCCUGCAGUAGAUUCUGUUGUAUGCAAUCCUUUAGUCCAAAUACUGACCACAUUCCUAAAGGAAUUAGAUUCAUAUGGCUGAUGGGAGAAGUGACGAGCGGUUUUGUUGCACAUAGCUUCACGUUAGAUAAGUUUGUAUUUAAAAGAAAAAACAUCCUUUCUCAUUAUUUAUUACUGCACAUCUGUUGAAAACAUAUCAAACAUGGACUGUUUACUCUUUCUAUGGUCUAGACAUUCUGAUGUACUUUUAAAGCAGGAAGAUUGAUGUUUGUUUUUUUCCUGCAAUAAAAUAUCUCUGGCAAACAC